Molecule: messenger RNA, 976 nt
Organism: Tarenaya hassleriana
Lineage: Eukaryota; Viridiplantae; Streptophyta; Magnoliopsida; Brassicales; Cleomaceae
Exons: 3
Coding region: 83-871 (262 amino acids)
Cellular component (GO): mitochondrial matrix
Source: RefSeq, a predicted model, not a curated record
UCCAAUAAUUUUCCAAUCGAAUAUCGAAUACCUAAAAGUUAUGUAAAACCCAUUCUAAACCCUCGCAAAAGAUUUCGCAAAGAUGGCUACUUUCGCUUCUAAACUCCGUCGCGCCGCCGUCUGUCUCGCCGGAGCUCGGCGAAAUUACCAUUCGACCCUCUUAUCCGCCGUGGACCACUCGCCAGCCUUCGUCGGCCGCCAGAGAUCUCCGGCACCGUCGUCUUCUCCUAUCUUUCGAUUUACCACAGCUUUGAAGGGAGCUUCCUCAGACGAUCUGCUUCUCCGAGUGCUCGAAUCGGAGAUCGAAUGUACCGAACAGACCGAUGAUUACGAUCGGGUUGACGAAACUCCAAGUGGGUUCCCUUUCCAAAUGGAAGACAAACCAGGAGGGCAAACCAUAACAUUGACAAGGGAAUACCAAGGAGAGAGUGUGAAAGUCGAAGUACACAUGUCUAAUCUUGUAACCGGUGUUAAUGAGGAUGAUGAGGAAGAGGAAUCGGAUGAUGACGAUGAGGGAGAAGAUGGUGAACGUCCUGAGAAACCGAGGCAAUCAAGUGUUCCUAUUUUUGUUACCUUUUCCAAGAAGACAGGACCCAGUUUGGAGUUCAGAUGCACUGCUCUUCCCGACAAGAUUUCAAUCAAGGACAUGUCGGUUAGAUAUCUUGACAACACUUCCAAGGACCAAUCAGCCUAUGAAGGUCCUUCCUUCCGGGAUUUCGACGAAAAGCUUAGAAAGGCGUUUCAUAGGUACAUCGAGAACAGAGGGAUAAAGCCAAGCAUGCUCAACUUCUUGCAUGAGUAUAUGAUCAAUAAAGACAGCCGAGAGUACUUGUUAUGGUUGAAGUCUCUAAAGAACUUCGUCCAGUCUUAGAAAGGCACAUUCUCAGACCCUGAUUGCGACUUAGAUCGAAAAAAGCUCACAGUUGUUCCAAAUUUUGUAUCCGAAUACACCAAUCUAAUGCAUUUCAUUGUCUUC